CAGACUCUCUGCUCACGUUCAAUUGAAAAGAGGUAACACAGGGAUUUGGAGCAUGAAAAGGCACGCGCUCAAUGCCCGUUGUGUGUUUGUGUGUGUGUGUGUUCUUUCCUGUUUCCUUCUACACAAUUAUUUUAGCGCAUUGAAGAGAUUCACAAAUGCAUUUGUCGACAUGGCAUGCUGGGAAAAUAAAUGGCAUUCUUUCUUUCUGCAAGUGGUUACAUUGACGUAGGCAGAUUUACUCAAUGUAAUCCAAGACAGUUCAGACGAUGUUUUUACAAACUUGUGGAUGCGCCUUACGAAAAGUUAUGAUGUCACCAAUGAACACAAAGCCUGGCAAGGAGUUUCAAAACGGAAUUUGAUACAAGUGAUCUAAAAUGAUUUCGUAACAAAACAAAAAAGACUAUUGUUACAUUAAAAGAUAUCUGACAGAGUAUCCGCGUCCAACACGUCAUGCAGCCCAGUGUCUCACCUGUGUCUAACGACACCAACAACAACAGUGUGACAGAAGACAAACUUGACGACGGCGGUGAGAUCAGUGACGAGGAUCAGGUUGACAGCGACGAUGACAUCGACGAGAACGAUGUUGAAAAAGAAGGUGGAAAGUUCUCUGACGGCGAUUGUAGUUUAGAGGCAGGGGAACUGAAAGACCGCGGUUCGAGGAUAGCGCCCUGUAAACUUUCCUUCAGUAUUGAUCGUAUUCUACAAGGGGUCAAUGAGGACGCUAAGAGAGCCACAUCGCUAAGAGAAUUACAUGAUGCUAACAAGGUACUCGCCCAGGAAGAACCUUGUAAACACCCUUCCGCGGCCUCUGGGCUGGGUGUUUUUACCUGCCAGUCAACUGACAGAUCUCUCACUCGUCACGUCAGAGCCAUCGCUGAUGACAUACCAACUCCGUACCAUCACCCACUCCAAAUUGCGUGUUUACCAACUGAAGUCUGCAGGAUAGACUCCGGAGGGCUUGAAAUAAUGUCGUCACGUCCAGUUUGGCCUGAGGUCUUUGUUUGUCCCUGGACAGGAAUGCAAAGAGAUCGCUUUGGUCUUGUCAGACGAGUUGGACAUCCAUAUCAGAAUAGAACUCCUCCGAAAAGAAAAAAGCCGAGGACAGCGUUCACCAGGCAACAGGUUCUAGAACUGGAGAAGAGAUUCUCUAGGCAGAAGUACCUGGCGUCUGCUGAGAGGUCAGCAUUGGCGAAAUCAUUAAGUAUGACUGAUGCCCAAGUGAAGACUUGGUUCCAGAACAGGAGAACAAAAUGGAGACGUCAAACAGCCGAAGAAAGGGAAAUUGAAAGACAAGCGGCCCAUAAAUUUCUUCUAAGUCUCCGCCCAGAGGACGCUAGCAGACGAGGGAACGUGUGUUGCGAGCCUGCACCGAUAUCACAUUGAUAUCACAGCGCACCAUUAACUCUUGUUAAAAGCGUAAUAAGAAAGACUGUCCAAACAUGUCGCACAUUCUGGCCACAAAGACUUCAUUUCUUCUACAUUUAGAGAGUAUAUGUUCCUGGCCAAACUCCUUGUGUAUGUUUCAUUCAACAAUAAAUCUGGCGUUGAUUUUUGGUCUCACUUUGUAGUGGAAGAACAACACAUGGUAUUCUUUAGAUUUGUGAUUGACAUUUUCUGCUGAUACCUUUUGGUUCGUACAGAUCGUACUGUGCCAAAAAAAUGUGACCAUUUCCUCAAAGGAUGUUGAUGUUUUAAAAGUUAAAAAUUGUGUGUAAACUCACCACUUAGCAGAUCAUGAAGAUAAUUCAAGUAUCAGACUAUUUAGAUGGAUAAUGUUUGAGUUCAAGUGUCAGACUAUUUAGAUGGAUAAUGUUUGAAUUCCUGUUCAAUGGAGAUCAAUGCUGAAGCACAUUUAAUGAUAAUUGACAUAUGUUUCGAGUCAGUAGAGAGAAACAGUUUAUUUAUAUUAACAACUAAUUUCACGCCGCAUUUCAUCCAUUAUUCCUCAUUCUCAAACCUUUUUUUUUUUGACCGACUGAGCUUCGUGGUGCCAUUCAUGUCCAGAUGUUGACCACAAAAAUAGUAGCCUGGCCUCUCCUAUUUUUACUUCUGAGCAAACCACUAACACAAGUAUAAAGUAGGACAUAAUGUGAAUAACGAAAGAAAUUAUUUAAAUUUUUAAAAAAGCGUUUUCUUUAGUGGAAAUCUCUUGUCAUUUAACUUUUUUUUUUUAAAGUUUAAUCUUUAGCACACAUCACUGGCGGAUCAAGAACUUUGGAGUGGGGGGGGGGGCGAAGUUUUUCCAACAAACCCUAACCCUAACGCCCAGUAAACCCUAACACUAUGCAUAAACGUGCGUAUAUAUAUUCGAUAUAUGAGAAUAAAAUAAGACUGUUUCUCAAACUUCGGCGAAAAAAAAACAGUCAUGUUGAGGCCUUUCUCUUGCAAGCUCGGGGGUCUGGGAGAGCGCUGUAAGGUUCUCAGGGUGGUUCGGGGCAAAGCCCCGACACCCAAAAGCGUUUUCUUGCAUUUUUCACUGCAGAAACUCACUCUCCUGACAUCUACAGCUCAUUAUUUAUCAGUGGGUUCGCCCCUACGCCAAAAGCGUUUUUUUGCAUUUUUCACGGCUGAAACGCAUUCUCCUGACAUCUACUGCUCAUUAUUUAUCAGUGGGGUUCGGGGCGAAGCCCUGACGCCAAAAGCGUUUUCUUGCAUUUUUCAUGGCUGAAACGCAUUCUCCUGACAUCUACGGCUCAUUAUUUAUUAGUGGGGUUCGGGGCGAAGCCCCGUCGCCAAAAGCGUUUUUUAUUGCAUUCUUCACUGCAGAAACGGAUUUUCCUGACAUCUACAGCUUAUUAUUCAUUCUAUUAUAAAGGACCUUUUGAAAAAUGUUUGAAAAUAUUCUAAUAUGAAUUUAUAGUCCCUGAAUACAUUGCAAAUAAAACCGAUUUGUUCCUUGAAAAGAUAAGAUACCACACAUAUUUAGAUUAAGGCUUUGAGGAUCGCCGCCGAAAAAAAAAAUAUUCGAUAAAUAAUAUUCAAUAAAAUUCAAGCAUAAAUUGUGAAUUAUAGUCCUAAAUUUAUUUAACUAGAAAAAAUAUGAGAUAGAGUAAAGGUUGGAAAAAGGCGACUAGGAAAAGAUUAUCUGGCUUUUGAACUCAUCUCAACCGUGACUGUUAUAUUGAAAAAUAAUUUUGUUUGAAUUAUAACUUUUCCAAAGCAAAGUCUUUCUUAAAAUAGUUUUGAUAAAUUCAUGUGAAAUUACACAAACUCUGUCUGGAAAGGGGAAGGGCGGUAAAAUGAAAACGAUUAAUCCUCGCUCCUUUUUAUAAUUUCUGCUAAUGAUUGCAUUUUGCAUUCAAGAAUAGGGGUUGGGUGACUCGAUAUAAGAAUUUACUUUAUAGCAUAUAUAAAUUAUAUUAGUGACAGAUUUUUUAAAUUUUGUAAUUUCUUACUAUAAUACAAAAAAGAAAAAGUAUUGGUUUGUCCGAUGGGGGGAAGGUGAUUGCAUGUAUCGCACUUCCACCUGUUUAUAUUAUAUAGAUAUUCGACUAAUUUUGUUCACAUACUAUGAUUUCUCCAUAAAAGUAGGACCGCCCCCCCACUCAAAGGGUAUAGAUGUGAAGGGCAGUAGAGGUAUUCGCUCCUCCCCUUCCAAUCGGCCAACAGGUGAACGACAUAAUAUAAACCCAGUUAAAAUACCAAUAACAAGUUUAAUCAUAUAGAUAUUUCAUUGAUUUUGUUAGCAAUCUGUGAUUUCUACAAAUAAAUAGGACCGCCCCCCCACUCGAACGUUUAUGGUGGAAGGGGGGGGGGGUUGAUGCCAUCGCCCCCUCCCGACCCUACCAUAUCGGCCAAAAUACUAGAAGGAGGGGGGCGAAAUAAUCUAAAAAUAGGUUGAAAUAUAAAUAAUUAGUAUAUAUUAUUAACAUAAGUAAUAAAUUCGUAUAAAAAAUUGUGUGAAUUCUAUACUAAAAGUCGUCCAACCCCCCCUUCGAUCGCCCCUACCGCCCCCCCCCCCUGGAUCCGCCAGUGGCACACAUACACAACACCAUUACUGAGCACUAUGCAGAAACAAAGCCACGGACCAAUGCGAGACACCACUCCACAAAACUUUCCAUGACAUUGUUCAAUAACAACAUACCAAGGCAAAAAUACAUAACACCAUUUUAAGGUAACAUUACAUAACACCAUUCCAAAGUAACAUUACAUAACACCAUUCCAAAGUAACAUUACAUAACACCAUUCCAAAGUAACAUUACAUAACACCAUUCCAAAGUAACAUUACAUAACACCAUUCCAAAGUAACAUUACAUAACACCAUUCAAAGGUAACAUUACAUAACACCAUUCCAAAGUAACAUUACAUAACACCAUUUCAAGGUAACAUUACAUAACACCAUUCCAAGGUAACAUUACAUAACACCAUUCCAAAGUAACAUUACAUAACACCAUUCCAAGGUAACAUUACAUAACACCAUUCCAAGGUAAUAUUACAUAACACCAUUCCAAAGUAACAUUACAUAACACCAUUCCAAAGUAACAUUACAUAACAACAUUCCAAGGUAACAUUACAUAACACCAUUCCAAAGUAACAUUACAUAACACCAUUCCAAGGUUACAUUACAUAACACCAUUCCAAGGUAACAUUACAUAACAACAUACCAAAGUAACAUUACAUAACACCAUUCCACAAGUAAUAUUACAUAACACCAUUCCAAGGUAACAUUACAUAACACCAUUCCAAAGUAACAUUACAUACACCAUUCCAAAGUAACAUUACAUAACACCAUUCCAAAGUAACAUUACAUAACACCAUUCCAAGUAACAUUACAUAACACCAUUCCAAGGUAAUAUUACAUAACACCAUUCCAAAGUAACAUUACAUAACAACAUUCCAUCCAAGGUAACAUUACAUAACACCAUUCCAAAGUAACAUUACAUAACACCAUUCCAAGGUUACAUUACAUAACACCAUUCCAAGGUAACAUUACAUAACACCAUACCAAAGUAACAUUACAUAACAACAUACCAAAGUAACAUUACAUAACACCAUUCCACAAGUAAUAUUACAUAACACCAUUCCAAGGUAACAUUACAUAACACCAUUCCAAAGUAACAUUACAUAACACCAUUCCAAAGUAACAUUACAUAACACCAUUCCAAAGUAACAUUACAUAACACCAUUCCAAGGUAACAUUACAUAACACCAUUGCACAAGUAACUAUUAAAGAGAGCCAAUGUCUUAUUGAGUUUAUAUUGGAAAAUUUUGUUAAACUUUUAAUUAUAGUUAUUUUUUUAGUUAUUUAUUGCGAACUUGGGAGUUUGGAAGCGUUCGCAUAGUAAUGGACCUUUUUGUUUCUGGAACUGCAUUAUGGCUUAGGAGACUCAAAAACUCAUAACCAGGCCAUGCAUUUCGUGCAUUUUCAAAUAACGAAUUAAUACAAGUUCGUGUUGCUGGACUAUGAUGACGUAUGAUCGCCAGACAGGGUCGGCCUUAGGCAUAGGCAAACUAGACAGCCGUCUAGGGGCCUCCGAUUGGUGUGUGGGGGGGGGGGAGCAGCACAGGACUCAAAGAAUUUUUUUAGAGAAAGAAUAGUUAAACAUAGAUCAAAUCUCAAACAUAUCAAAACUCUAUGGCUCUAUGUCUAUUAGCCUAGCUCUCAUAAGUGUCUACUAUGAUUGUAGAUUUAUUCACAAAUGUUUAUAUCUAUUUGUUAGACUAGAUAUUUCUUCCUUUUGGUGAAAUAUCGAAACGUUAUAUCUAGUCUGGUGGUCAUCAAUCGUCCAUGAAACACUCUCGUGCUCUUGGCGCUCUUAUCAAUUUGACGUGUUUCUUGAUUGAGCUAGAUAUGCAGGUCGGUUUAUAAUUCAUUGCGUAUUGCUUGAUUGAGUUAGAUAUGCAGGUCGGUUUAUAGUUCAUUGCGUAUUGCUUGAUUGAGUUAGAUAUGCAGGUCGGUUUAUAGUUCAUUGCGUAUUGCUUGAUUGAGCUAGAUAUGCAGGUCGGUUUAUAGUUCAUUGCGUAUUGCUUGAUUGAGUUAGAUAUGCAGGUCGGUUUAUAGUUCAUUGCGUAUUGCUUGAUUGAGCUAGAUAUGCAGGUCGGUUUAUAAUUCAUUGCGUAUUACUUGAUUGAGUUAGAUAUGCAGGUCGGUUUAUAAUUCAUUGCGUAUUGCUUGAUUGAGCUAGAUAUGCAGGUCGGUUUAUAAUUCAUUGCGUAUUGCUUGAUUGAGUUAGAUAUGCAGGUCGGUUUAUAGUUCAUUGCGUAUUGCUUGAUUGAGCUAGAUAUGCAGGUCGGUUUAUAAUUCAUUGCGUAUUUUUCGGUCUUAAUUUUUUUUGUUUUUCUAUUUCAUUUGGGGCCACCCCAUUCGCUUCGCCUAGGACCUCCUAUUCACUUCGUCUAGGGCCUCCAAUGACCUAAGGUCAACCUUGGAUGGACUCAUAAUUGAAAAUGUCAAAUAUAAUCAGUCUUCAAUCUAUUUUCAAUAGAAACUGUCCCCAUUAUAUUGAGUAUUAUUACCAAACACGUAUCUAUAUGUAUAUAUGUUUGCAUUAAUGUAAGAGGACAAUAAAAUAAAUAU
Messenger RNA from Biomphalaria glabrata, 6517 nucleotides. Its product is annotated as T-cell leukemia homeobox protein 3-like. The transcript is spliced from 4 exons. Gene Ontology annotation, molecular function: RNA polymerase II cis-regulatory region sequence-specific DNA binding; DNA-binding transcription factor activity, RNA polymerase II-specific. Lineage: Eukaryota; Metazoa; Mollusca; Gastropoda; Planorbidae. The coding region runs from base 451 to 1383 and encodes 310 amino acids. Gene Ontology annotation, biological process: animal organ development; regulation of transcription by RNA polymerase II. The record is from RefSeq and is a predicted model, not a curated record. Gene Ontology annotation, cellular component: nucleus.